AUGGACUCUGAGGCAGACUUUCGCCGCUCCUCACGGAUAUCCGUGAGCAAUGCUGAAGCUGGCACCGAUACCAAAAAGGCCGAUCGAACGCUGGAGGAUCUAGGAUAUACCCCGGAACUCGCUCGUAACCGUUCCAUCUGGCAAGUCACUUUUAUGUGCUUUAUUUUGUCUUCCGUUCCCUAUGGAUUGUCAACCACCCUUUACUACCCGCUCGCUGCUGGUGGUCCUGCCAAUAUUAUCUGGGGCUGGGUCCUGGUUUCGUUCUUGAUUCUCUGCGUGGGGAUUUCGCUGGCCGAAAUCACCUCGGUCUACCCAACUGCUGGUGGUGUCUACUAUCAAACAUUCGUUCUAUCUCCGCUUUGGUGUCGUCGUGUCGCAUCCUGGAUUUGUGGGUGGUCCUACGUCGCUGGAAACAUCACCAUUACUCUUGCCGUCAAUUUUGGAACUACUUUGCUAUUUGUCUCUUGUCUGAAUAUCUUUGAAAAGUCCCCCGGUGUUGGUCUUACCGACGACUUCCAGGCUUACCAGACCUUCUUGAUAUUCUUGGCGAUCACCUUCUUGACACAUGCGAUCCCCGCCUUGUUAAACAAGUAUUUGCCUUACCUCGAGACAUUCGCUAUCUUCUGGACUAUUGCCGGCUUGAUUGCCAUCGUCGUGUGUCUUCUGGCGAUCGCAAAGCAAGGUCGCCACAAUGCCUCUUGGGUUUUCGGUGAAUUCGUGCCGCAAGCUGGCUGGCCGGCUGGCUGGUCGUUCUUCAUUGGUCUUUUGCAGGCAGCUUAUGCCACAUCAGCGACCGGAAUGAUUGUCUCCCUUUGCGAAGAAGUUGAAGAGCCCGCCGUCAUGGUGCCCAAGGCCAUGGUAGGCACUGUCUGCAUCAACACUAUUGCGGGUCUUCUUUUCCUGGUCCCUGUCUGCUUUGUCCUUCCUGAUUUGGAAAUGUUGGCCAACCUCGCUUCAGGUCAGCCCACGCCGGUGAUCUUCCAGAAAGCGAUUGGAAACAAUGUUGGCGCCUUCUGCCUCAUGAUUCCUUUGCUGGUUCUUGGGCUCAUUUGUGGAAUUGGAUGUGUCACUGCAACUUCCCGUUGCACCUGGGCGUUUGCACGUGACGGUGGCAUUCCUGGCUCCGGCUGGUGGCGUGUCGUUGACAAGAAGCUUGACAUUCCACUCAACGCCAUGAUGCUGGGUAUGGUGGUCGAGAUUGCCCUGGGCGCUAUUUACUUCGGUUCAACCGCUGCCUAUAACGCCUUCUCGGGUGUCGGUGUCAUUUUUCUGACCAUGAGCUAUGCCUGUCCCAUUGCUGUGUCUUUCUUUUUCCGCCGUCGGGAAGACAUCAAGAAUGGAAACUUCAACUUUGGCAUUUUUGGUGCGAUUGCUAAUGUUAUCGCUCUCUGCUGGAGCGUGCUUGCCAUUCCAUUGUUCUGCAUGCCAACAUUGAGUACCGUUACCAAGGAAAGCAUGAACUACGCGUCAGUGGUGUUUGUUGGUUUUGUGCUUAUCGCAGCUGUUUGGUAUGGUGUCUGGGGCUACAACAACUACCGAGGCCCCCCUACCGAUGCAGUAGAGCACGACAGCGACUCGAUGCCCGAAGCGACUGCCGAUCUUCAAAAACCAAAAUCCCGCUAA
Molecule: messenger RNA, 1623 nt
Organism: Penicillium angulare
Lineage: Eukaryota; Fungi; Ascomycota; Eurotiomycetes; Eurotiales; Aspergillaceae
Product: putative amino acid permease
Exons: 4
Coding region: 1-1623 (540 amino acids)
Biological process (GO): transmembrane transport; amino acid transport
Cellular component (GO): membrane
Molecular function (GO): transmembrane transporter activity
Source: RefSeq, a predicted model, not a curated record